GGGAAAAAGCGAAACGUCUCUUACCUUUUCUGCCCUUCCAAUCAAAUUGAUGAAAUUUUGGUUUCCCCAAUUUCAGAAAUUUUGCUAAACAAAGCCUUUUUCUUUUCUUCUUCCUCCACUCUUUCUGUAACCAUCGCAGAGUGUUCCCAAUCCCUUGAAUUUAGGUCGGAAGAUCAAAUUUUGGUUCCUCGAAUCGAUCUUCGUUUCCAGAAUCAGAAUGACACUGUGAAGGAUGAAGCGGAAGUCGCUGCAUCGAUUUCGGCGAUGAAAGGUGAAGAAUGGGGAAAUUGUUCUUCAGUGGAGGAUGUCAUGGAACCAUCUUUUCAAGAGGAAGAAGCUGCAAAAGUUCCUUAUGUUGGUGAUAAGGAACCUCUGUCUAGUUUAUCUGCAGAAUAUCAAGCAGGGAGUCCCAUUUUGCUGGAGAAGAUAAAGAUACUGGACAAUCAAUAUAUUGCAAUCAGGAGAACAAGAGGCGAUGGAAAUUGCUUCUUCCGAAGUUUUAUGUUCUCUUACCUUGAGCAUAUUUUGGAAUCGCAAGAUCGUGCUGAAGUUGAUCGUAUCAAGGUCAAUGUUGAGAAAUGUAGAAAGACUCUGCAGAACUUAGGUUAUACAGAUUUUACAUUUGAGGACUUCUUUGCGUUGUUCCUCGAGCAACUAGACGACAUUCUCCAAGGAGGUGAGGAGUCUAUAAGCUAUGAAGAGCUGGUUAACAGAAGUAGAGAUCAGUCUGUCUCUGACUACAUUGUAAUGUUCUUCAGGUUUGUUACUGCUGGUGAAAUUCGAACCCGUGCCGAAUUUUUCGAACCCUUUGUAACAGGAUUGUCGAACUCAACAGUUGAUCAGUUUUGCAAGUCAUCGGUUGAACCAAUGGGGGAAGAGAGUGACCAUAUUCACAUAACCGCUUUGUCAGAUGCGCUCGGUGUUGCAAUCCGGGUCGUGUAUCUUGACCGUAGCUCAUGUGAUAAUGGAGGUGUCACUGUGAACCAUCAUGACUUUGUUCCUGUGGACACUAAAGAGAAAGAAGAAGCUUCUGCUCCUUUUAUAACCUUGUUGUAUCGUCCAGGCCAUUACGAUAUCCUUUACCCCAAGUCAUCUUGCAAGGUAUCAUCGGGCAAUGUGGAAAAUUGAUCAUUUGACGUAUCAUAAAACCCAUUAGGAGAUGUGUACAAAACUGUGGUAAUAUGGAUUCAUGUAGAUGAAAACCAUGGAACAAUCAACAAUUACAUCAUCUCGUUGCUUCUUGAUUGUGAUUAAAAACCCUCUUGCAUCAUUAAAGAAUGGACUCUUUUCUAUUUUACUAUAAAAUUCAUAAUAAUCUUAUUUGUACUGUACCAAAUUGAACCAAAGUUUUUUUUUUUAAAUGGCAUGAUUAAUGUCUCUAAUA
Molecule: messenger RNA, 1384 nt
Organism: Thlaspi arvense
Lineage: Eukaryota; Viridiplantae; Streptophyta; Magnoliopsida; Brassicales; Brassicaceae
Source: the annotation of a GenBank genome assembly